GCAGUAAAUGCAGCAACACUCAGGGAAAUGACACACUAGACUUCAAUAUAGACAUAGCAGCUGAGAGAGGACUGCGCUCUGGCUGGAUAAUGUCUGACAUCCCUAUCACAAACUGGGGAAUAAAGUCUACCAUACCAUACCAAUUUUAUUAUAAAGCACUUAAAAAGCAAUGCAAAAAGUGCUGAACAGCAGUAAAAUAAGGAUAACGGACGUUAAAGACAAUACAUACAUAAAGUUAAAACAGGGCGGAUAGACGAAAAGAAAAAAAAGAGAAAAAGUCUGACAGUGAAAGUGGUUCAUUGAGCACAUACUAAAUUUAAAAUCGUUUCUCAACAAUAAAUACACAAAUGUGGUUUAACAAACACAGAUUUUACUCUGAAUGGGCAAAAGACAAGAGAUUAAUGUAUUUAAUGCAGAAUGUAUUUAUUUUUUAUUUACCUGGUAACAGCCACCGUGACUUCCGGUAGGUGUCACAUUCAAAUCGGUCCCUUCAGAGAUUAGUUCCUACAGAGAUAAACAAAGCUCUCAGCUCCACACCCUUAUUUAUUUAUGUGACUUCUUUGAUUUGGUAAUAACGCCAUAAACCCGCGAUGCUUCCUCUCUCCAAUGUCAAAACGGCGCCCCGCGACGUGUCGUGAUUUGGUUCCGUCGCGCAGCCGCGGACGCGAGCGCGCAGCCCGGCGGGCGGCUCCAGCAGGCUGGCCAGACAUGACCAGCGCGUUUGCUUCUGGAUGCUAAAGCAGGUUCUGUCGAAACGAGUUCCGGUAGUUGUUGCGAUUCUCCAUGGACGAACACAAACUCUGAAACAGAAUUGUCGAAUCAAGUGACCUGCCAGCGAGGAUGACUGCCAUGCGUGUGGACGCCAAAGUGGUGAUGCUGGGGAAGGAGAGCGUCGGCAAAACCAGCCUGGUAGAGCGAUACGUUCAUCACCGCUUCCUGGUGGGACCGUACCAAAAUACGAUCGGAGCGGCGUUUGUCGCCAAGCCCAUCCAGGUGGGGGAGAAGGUGAUCACGCUGGGGCUGUGGGACACAGCUGGGUCCGAGCGCUACGAAGCCAUGAGCCGAAUCUACUACAGAGGAGCGCGAGCUGCCAUCGUCUGCUAUGACUUGACAGACAGCAGCAGCUUCCAGCGAGCUCGCUUCUGGGUCCAGGAGCUGCAGAACUGUGAAGAGCACUGUAAGAUCUACCUGUGUGGGACCAAGAGCGACCUGAUCGAAGCAGACCGGGGUCUCCGCCAGAUCGACUACCACGACGCUCAAGACUUUGCUGAAGAGAUCGGAGCCCAGCACUUCGAGACCUCCAGUAAAACUGCAAAGAACGUGGACGAGUUGUUCCAGAAAGUAGCUGAAGACUACAACAGCGCUGCCUUCCAGUUCAUGACUGAGGAAACCGGCGUGGACUUGGGUCAGAAGAAGGACUCGUACUUCUACUCCUGUUGCCAUAACAACUGACAGCGAUCCUGGCGAAGGCUGGACGCACAAACACGGUCACUGGAAGCUUUUAAAAGACCUGUUGUCCUGCGCCACUACGAACUGAAGGUGGCGCUGUUUGGCGGCGAUUCCCCCAGGGACGUCUCGCGACACCUUCUUGCUGGACUGCGCAGAUGGCGCCCUCUGCUGCCUGUCAUUGUUACGGGGUGAUUUGUUUACAGUUUGUUCACCUGGAUUAUUUAAGCAAACGAAUGAAAGUCGACUCCACAAUACUCACCUGCAUGAUAAUGAAGUGUGUUCGGGUUCCGUAGCUGCACGAACGGAACACGAACCUGCUCUCAUCGACCUCUCAACUCCGCGUGUUACGGUUACGACGAAUGUUCUCCGGUGUAUCUGUGAAUGUCGGACAGGAAUUUCGCCGACUCAGGCUUGGAAUUCCACUCCAGCUCACUAUUUUAUUGCCUUUUAUUGAGUUGCUGCCGGACGACGGACCGGUCACCGCUCCCGUUCAGUCACCAAACCUAUUUUUAUAUUUUGUUGGAUUAUCAUUAAAGUUUUGUCUUGAAGUUGAAACGUGUCCA
Messenger RNA from Synchiropus splendidus (mandarinfish), 2012 nucleotides. RefSeq names its product RAB24, member RAS oncogene family (gene rab24). The transcript has 9 exons. The record is from RefSeq and is a predicted model, not a curated record. The coding region runs from base 841 to 1452 and encodes 203 amino acids. NCBI's taxonomy places the organism in Eukaryota, Metazoa, Chordata, Actinopteri, Syngnathiformes, Callionymidae. Gene Ontology annotation, molecular function: GTPase activity; GTP binding.